AUGCAGAAUUUCGUACCCUAUCACGUUGGUUGUCAACACGUAUCAAGAGAGGCCAUUCUUGCUCAACAUCAAACGACGGUGGCAACAGAACUUCUUACCAAUGGUCGAGACCAAGUUGUUCUUAUUGCAGAUGGAACUUACUUUUUCUGUCAAAAAUCAUCAAAUAAUGAUUUUCAACGGCGCACAUACAGUCAGCACAAACACCGGCAUCUUGGGAAGCCUAUGAUUAUCACUGCUAGUGAUGGUUAUAUCAUCAGUUCCUUAGGGCCGUUUUUUACGGAUUCAUUAAACAACGAUGCAGCUAUUCUGAAACACUGUAUGCUUAACAAUGAACAAGAGGUGUUGUCUUGGCUUCGCGAUAACGACGUACUGGUAUUAGAUCGUGGGUUUCGUAAUACUGUUAACACACUAAAUCGACUUGGUCUUCAAGUUGCUAUGCCUGGUUUUCUACACAAUAAAAAGCAGCUCCCUGCUGAUGAAGCUAAUCGAACUCGAUUCGUUACGAAGAACCGAUGGGUUAUUGAAAGCGUAAAUGGAAAGAUAAAACAGUGGAAAUUCAUGGCUCAAAUCAUUCAAAACUCGACCAUACGGUUUAUCAGUGACUAUUUAGAUAUUAUUUGUGCGCUUAUUAACAAGUGCCAAUGCCCAGCUGUGAAAGACAUUGAGAAUGGCAGAGAAAUUGCAAUGAAGAUGCACGAAAUGCUAACAACUGAAAAUCGGUUACAGGAAAGGCUUGCGAAACACACUGGUACAACAUCACUACAUUGGUCAAAGCACAACGCUGCCAAUUUUCAAUUUCCACCACUGACCGAAGAAAACAUUCGUGAUCUUACAUUUGGUAACAUCAGACUAAUCACUUUUAGUUUUUGGACUUUGUCUCGCAAAGAAGACAUGGACAAAACAUGGUUACAAUGA
Rotaria socialis is the source of this 915-nucleotide messenger RNA. The record is from the annotation of a GenBank genome assembly. NCBI's taxonomy places the organism in Eukaryota, Metazoa, Rotifera, Eurotatoria, Philodinida, Philodinidae.